AUGGAGCCCUCGGGGGCGAACAAGGGUUUCUUCCAGCCCGCCCCGAUUUUGCCGAACCAGUUCUAUGACGAUGUUUCCUUUCGCAGAUGCUUCAAACUAUUUCUCCCUUUCAGUGUUAUAACCGAAGUCGAGGCGGAAGUUGCUGCUCUGGGGAGGGAUGUCCUCUCGGACGAAGUGUUUGCCUGGAUCACGGAUGCCGAGCGAAACAAGCCCUACCUCAAGGGGAGCGGCCGGGAUGCCUUUGGCAGACUGCAAGGUGAGCUGGUGACUGGCGAGGGAUGGAGGCAGUUGCAAAAGUUUGGCCUCUCUAGGGGCAUCGUUGCCACCGGCUACGACACGCCGUACGGCGCAUUCUCUCGCCCGCUGCAAUACCUGCGUCUGCAUCUCUGGGAGGCCUCGUCUGCCAACGUGACCUGCCCGUCGGCGAUGCAGGACGGCGCGGCAGCUCUGCUGAGGAAGCAUCUGGCGUCCAGGCGUCUCACCGAGACCGAGCGCAAGGUCUUUGAAGACGCCUAUCGCCGCCUCAUUUCACGCGACCCGAGCGUCGCCUGGACCAGCGGCCAGUGGAUGACGGAACGCUCUGGAGGCAGCGACGUAUCGCAGACCGAGACCGUUGCCGUCUACAAGCCCGAGGGAGCCGAGGGCCAGCUCGCGUCUAAAGAAGGCAAGAUUCCCCUUGGGCCCUGGAGCAUCAGCGGAUUCAAGUGGUUCUCGUCCGCGACAGACUCCGACAUGACGGUUCUGCUUGCACGUACGUCGCACGGCGGGCUCAGCACCUUCUUUGCGCCCAUGCGGCGACACGACCCUACCGCCAAAACCAUGACCGGGCACCCCAAGUCUGAUGGAACUCGACUCAACGGCGUCUGGAUCCAGCGGCUCAAGAAUAAGCUGGGCACGCAGUCGCUCCCUACUGCCGAGCUCGUGCUUGAAGAUAUGCGCGGCUGGCUGAUUGGUGAAGAGGGAAGGGGUAUUCAGGAGAUCAGCACCAUCUUGACGCUGACCAGGAUCCACAACGUGAUCACGGCCUGCGGCUAUGUCGGUCGAGGGUUGGGUAUUGCAAGGGCGUAUGCUCGACGACGGGAGGUCGGGGCUGGUCGCGGUGCCCGGAUGAAGCUGACCGAGAGCACGCUGCAUAUGCGCACCCUGGCCAAUUUGACCGCCGAGUAUCACGGACUGAUGCUCCUGAGCAACUUUUGCGGCUAUCUCCUGGGCAUUUCGGAGCACGAGGCGACGCCACCGACCUCGGCUCUGGCCGCUCUCACGCCGGCGAACCACUACAUUGAUCCUCUCUUGCGCAUCGUCGUGCCCCUCGCCAAGGCCUACGUGUGCAAGGCCGCCGUCCCUCUGCUCUACUCGUGCAUGGAGUCACUCGGCGGCGUGGGCUACCUCGUCAACGAAGAGCAGGAGUAUCUCAACAUUGCCCGCCUCUACCGCGACUGCUGCGUGUUGCCCAUCUGGGAGGGCACCACCGACGUCUUGUGCACGGACAUGAUCCGCGUCCUCAAGCACCCUCAGUCGGGAACCCGGUCGCUGGAUGCCCUUGACAACUUCAUCAAGAACGCGUAUGGGCUCCAAACCGACGCCGUUAAGAAGCCCCCCGAAUGGGAUCCUGUAUCCAAGUGGUCUGCCUUGCGGUGGUACAUUGACGAUAAGACGCAGGGCGACUUGGUCGGCGAGGGCAGGGAGAUUCUGUGGGACAUUGCUGAGCUUCUCAUUUCCUUGCUGCUCUAUGUUGAUGCCAGUACCGAUGGGAACGAGGCGGCCAAGGAGAUCUUCCGUCGCUUUGUUCAGGAAAAGUUUGCCAAGGAGAAGAGGCAGAGAGAUACGACGGCGGAGGAGCUCAAGAGGGACUUGGCUAUUGUCUAUGGUGUCGAGGAGGCGGAGGCUGUGAGCAGGGAGAUUUCGAAAUUGUAA
Messenger RNA from Trichoderma reesei QM6a, 1914 nucleotides. RefSeq lists its product as uncharacterized. Bases 1 to 1914 code for a protein of 637 amino acids. The transcript has 3 exons. Gene Ontology annotation, molecular function: oxidoreductase activity, acting on the CH-CH group of donors. The record is from RefSeq and is a predicted model, not a curated record. NCBI's taxonomy places the organism in Eukaryota, Fungi, Ascomycota, Sordariomycetes, Hypocreales, Hypocreaceae.